This is a messenger RNA of Prunus avium (sweet cherry), 1065 nucleotides long. The record is from RefSeq and is a predicted model, not a curated record. Lineage: Eukaryota; Viridiplantae; Streptophyta; Magnoliopsida; Rosales; Rosaceae.
AUGGCACUCUUAAAGUGCCUCAAAUGGCUCUCAGGGUCGGAGUCUCCCUUGAACAGAGUGAUGGAUGGGGUUGUGAACCGCUUCGGCGGUGCAGCUCAUUCCACCUCAUCUGUUGAUUUAGACCGCAGCAACUAUGAACGAUUCCUAGAUGUGACUCUUACUAGGGACAACAACAUCACCACUGGGAAGAUAUAUCAGUCUGUGCUGGAUAAGGAGGGGAUAGGCGAUUACCUUGGAAAGACUAUUCAGGUUGUUCCACACAUCAAUGCCAUUAAGACUUGGAUUGAAUCAGUUUCUCUCAUUCCUGUCGAUGGAAAAGAGUGCCCUGCAGAUGUUUAUGUUAUAGAGUUGGGUGGGACUGUGGGUGACAGUGAAUCCAUGCCAUUCAUUGAGGCUCUGCGCCAAUUGUCUUUUUCAGUUGGUAAGGUUGUGCUAGGGAAAGCCCGACUAGAUGUCGUCGUGAUAGGUGACGGCUGGCAGUGGGCAGCAGCUGUGGUGGAGCAGGAUGUUGAGAGAUGGAAGCUAAAUGGUCCAGACUCUGAUGAUCUGCCAGCUGGGCAGGAGAAGUGUUUUGCUAAAUCUCCCCCAAAGAGAAAGGCUGCUGCCAAGUCUUCAAGAGAUGAAGCUACUCAUUCGCAAGCAGAGAAUGUGUCUCCAUUGAGGAAGAAGCCAAGGUUCCCUUAUACUGACAAGACUCCAAUGGGGUCUACUCCGUCAUCAUCUGCCAGGGCCAAACAUCUCAUGGAUGCAUAUAGUACGAAAGUUGGUGGCAUGUGCGAUGUUCGGGGUGUUCUGCCCCUCAAGUAUCCUACUGACAAGCUCAGAAACUGCAAUCUGCCUUGUAGAGAAGUCUGCUCCCAAACCAAUUCGCCUACCGAGAGGCAAAGAAAUGUUGAUAUUCCUCUCCGAAGUUCAAGUCGCUUGCACCAGUCAAGGGACAUUCAAGUCGCUUGCACCAGUCAAGGGACGAGGAUCGGACUGGGAGAACUGCUCUUCUGCCUAACCAUUGUGAUCCAGUUGUUGAGCCAUGAGCAAUCAAACAUGGAGCUGAUUCAGCGUCGUUGA